UUGAAUAAUUGCGAGACAUUGUGUGAGGGAAAAAUGUGAUGGACUGAGGAUCUGAUGCUUUUCUAUUCAAUCAUACAUCUGUGGUGAAAGCAAAUUCAGUGUGUUUUGUAUUAAUAAAAACUGUCUUGUGUGAACAGUUCUUGCUGUUUCUGUUUAUCCUCUAUUACAUGUUAAAAAGACACAAUAUGCAGUCACUCAAUAUAACAAACUGAGGCCCACAUCCAUUUCUAGCAGAACUGUCGGCCUUUGAAAGACCAUUUAGACGACAAAUAAAACAUUGCUGGGCUGAUAGGUCUGGUUGACAGUAAACAGACUUUGCUUUCAAACCUUCACACAAACACACAGGCAGCUGCAGUGAGAGGACUGCAGCCCCUCGGUUCUGAUGUGAAACCUUUGUGGCUUUCAUUUCUUUUAAAUUUCCGGCAGACUACUUCCAUUGCGAGGUAAGAGGGCAACAGAAACCUUCACAGGGUCUUCUAACUUUGUAGGUGAAGGAUUGUAGACACUUUCAAAUCACAGUGAAACCAUUUCAGUAACUAUUUGGAGUUCACUGGUCGGAGGCUCUUUGUUUGAAAAGAUGUCGAGGACACUGGCUCAGAUCCUGGGCCUGCUGCUGUGCGUACUUGGCUGGAGCUCUGUUGGAAGCACCCUUGCCUUUGGCCACUGGAGGGUGGCCCAGCUGGAGGAUCGAGGGGGCUCCCUUAUCGUGACAACACCUUUGUACUGGUCUGACCUGUGGAAAGACUGCUAUGACAACACACAGUCUGUGGAGAACUGUGUAAACUUCAUGGUGCUGUGGAAAGUGAAACCAUACAUCCAGGUGGUCCAGGGGCUCCUGAUUUUCGGCCUCUGCCUCGGCUUGACUGGCACGGUGCUCGCUUUUCCUGGGCUCGAGUGCACAAACAUCGGCGGAGGGCGGAGAAGUAAAGACAGGAUGUUAAUUUCUGCCUCUGCGCUGCAUCUGGUCGGCUGCGUGUCAGGCGUUACUGCUUAUUGUUUAUAUAUAAACAGAGUGGUCGGAGCCGUUUUACACAGAGAAGCAGAUCCAUCAAAAGUGAGCUAUGAAAUGGGACCGGCCCUGUACCUCGGCCUGGUCGUGAAUUUCCUCAUUAUCCUUGGCUGUGCUAUCCACUGUGUGACUGCGUGCAGCGCUAACCACCCAAAAAGCAGACAGCGCAUGGAUCCCUUUAUCUGUGGGAAAGGAGAAGAGAAACAACUGUAUAGUGGGAGAAAACACAUCUGUGGACCAGCAAAAAUAUCCAGAAACGUCUCUCCUUACAAGAUGACUUCUGUCGUGACUGUGUAGCUCUUCAUUUGAUUCAUUUGAGCGGUCCAGCUCAGGAUGCAGGAUGUCAGAAAUGCUGAGGUCGAAUUGACUCCUACAAAACAAGGCUGAUUCAGAUACAGCUAAUGUUGCUAACAUUACAAUACCAAAACAUCAUAAUGCCAAAACUGUUAGUGCUUCACACUAUGCUUAAAACCUUAGUUCACUUUUAUACUAAAAGUCUUACAUAUUGCACCUUUAACAGUUUCUUUAUGAUUUUCUUGGCUCCCCCUUUCUGGAAUAUAACUCAAAACCCUGUUAAGCAAGAGUUUGUGGUAACACUUUAUAAUAACCAUUGUUAAUAAAUGGUCACUUCAUUCUCAUUAAACAUCAGUUAUUAUAUCAUUUCAUUGUUAACAGUAAAAACAUGUAUACAACUAUAAACUGAGCAGUAGUUUAUUUAUAAAGCUGCGACUGCUGUACAAUAAUUUGUAAAUGUUUAAUAAAUGCUGUGCAGUUCAUCUUUAAACACUGAACAUGUUUAACUGUUUAAUACAUUUCUAUGAAGACUUUCAUUCAAAUGUGCAAGUUCAGUUCAUGACAAAGGGGAGAGGUCCAUACUUUUCUGCAUUUGGUUUUAAUAAAGUCAUAAAAGAAGAUAUUAGCACAUAUAACAAAUGUAUUGAUUUGGAAAA
Acanthopagrus latus (yellowfin seabream) is the source of this 1959-nucleotide messenger RNA. Its product is annotated as claudin-10-like. The record is from RefSeq and is a predicted model, not a curated record. Bases 578 to 1306 code for a protein of 242 amino acids. Gene Ontology annotation, cellular component: bicellular tight junction; plasma membrane. The transcript has 6 exons. Gene Ontology annotation, molecular function: structural molecule activity. NCBI's taxonomy places the organism in Eukaryota, Metazoa, Chordata, Actinopteri, Spariformes, Sparidae. Gene Ontology annotation, biological process: bicellular tight junction assembly; cell adhesion.